GGAUGGUUGAUUCAUAUGGUGCUACCAACAAAGGGAUGUUGAAUCCUCGUUUGGUAGAUGCUAUGCAAAGAAAAAGGAAACAAGAUGUUCAGAGUAAAGUUUCUGUUGAGAAAAGAAGAGCGCUGUUUCAUGAUGCUAUGCAAAGACAAAGGAAACAAGAAGCACAAACUAGUGUUUCCGUGGAGAAAAGGAGAGAGUUGUCUCAUGAUGCCACACAAAGACAAAGGAAACAAGGUGUACAGGCUAGUGAUUUUGUUAAGAAAAGGAGAGAGUUGUCUCCUCCUCCUAUUGUUACUGAAUCGGAAUUUUAUGAAAAAAGAUGUUGAAUCCUCGUUUGGUUGAUUCUAUGCAAAGAAGCAAACUAGCUGUAAACAGUAGUUCUUCUGCUGAGAAAAGUAGAGAGUUUACUCCUGCUCAUUUUUUAACUGAAACAGUUCGGCCUGCUGAAGCUCAAAUUGGUCAGCAGCUGCACGUUGAUGCAGAACACUCUGAGCGUGUCAAAGAAGUGCUUGUGGUUUCCGGUCGAAUGAAUUCUGAGCAAAAUACUGAGCCUGUUGUUCAACAAGCUCAAUCAACGGAGUCUCUAGGUUCGGGCAAAGCCAGCAGUUCCCAAGGACCAGGAUUUGACCUGCAAGAACAUAUUAUAAAUACAUUUGGUCCGGACGUGUCUGUGGUCAAUAACAAGAAUGUCAGUGAUAUUUUGGCACGCUCUUGUGUGCUCGAUUCGGACAAGAAAAUUUUUGAUAAACUUGAGGCUGUUGACUUGGAAAGAACUGUGCAGAAUCUCGCAUUUCAGGUCAAAUUAUCUUCCUCUUCUGAGCCUUUUUUUUGUAGUUGUUGUAACUUAAAUUUCUUGCAGAUGAUAGCUGCUAGUGCGUUGCUGAGACAGAACAACGAGGCACUAAUUCUUCCACUCAAGCUUGUGCCAGGGAGUUGGAGAAAGUUAAGAAAGAGAAGGAGGUAGCUUCUGGAAGGUUCUCAGAGAGGGAGAAAAACUGGAGAAGAAAAUUGGAGGUGCUGAACAUAAUAUCCAGAAUCUCACUAAGACAGUUAAUACCCUUCAGAAAGAUAAAGAAUUUUUUUUCUUGCAAGGCUUCUCAGUUGGAGAAAGAAAAUGAAAGAAUCCCUUUGCUGGAACAAGAAAUUGAUGUUUUGCAAGUCCGGCUGGCUGAAGCUGAUGCUGCUGCCCGAGAAUGGGAGAAGAAAGAGAGUGAAGCUUGGGAUCAGAUGGGAGAGAACUGCAACCAACUUCAAAAUGUCAUAACCUCAGAGCUUCAGAAGCGAUUUCCUAAUAUUGAUUUCUCUUUUAUUGGAAAAUUUUUGCCAGGAGAAGUUUCCGACGGUGAUGAUUUUUGAAUGUAAUUUGCAAGACAACUAAUUUACUUCUAGUCUGUAGUACCAAUACUUCCAAGGACAGGGAUCAAAAAGCUGCAAUGCUGGUUACAAGAACGCUGAUCUACAGGAAUUGUCGAAGGGGAUUCUCUCUCUAAUUUUUUUGUUUUUUUGUUAAAUGAACCAUUUCUAAUAUCCAUUCAUAUUUCCAAAACGCUUAGGUGUACAAUGUACUUUUGUUUUUCUUACGAGGCAAACUUGUCCCUACGAAGUGCAAACCUCAUCAAACUUCUACCAAUCUGCUUGAGAUUCCAUUCCUGGGUCAAUUUGCAUAUGAUGAUUCUCGAGCAUUGAUGUAUUAUACUUAUCCAACUAAUUUGCUGCAUGUAAUAGAAUUUUGAGGAUUGUAUAUUCUGGGGCCUGAGCUUAAUUAUUCUUCCAAUAAGCUGUGCUGUUAGGAAGUCUUGCAUAGAGUCAUGCCUAUCAGAUGGCUUAGUUGGGAUCAGCCCAUGUUUGGACAAGAGGGAAAUCCAGCUUCCAAUGCGAGACUUCCUAACAGAACGUGACCUUGAAAACAAUACGAUAUGGCUUUGGCAUAUCAUAAAUGCCCCAUCCACCUUCUACUUUCAGAACGUAAUUCUCUUCGAGAGCCAGCUCGAAGUCCCAGUUAAUCCAUGUAUGAAAUCUAAUGCGUGAGACAU
Molecule: messenger RNA, 2033 nt
Organism: Manihot esculenta (cassava)
Lineage: Eukaryota; Viridiplantae; Streptophyta; Magnoliopsida; Malpighiales; Euphorbiaceae
Exons: 2
Coding region: 320-964 (214 amino acids)
Source: RefSeq, a predicted model, not a curated record